Molecule: messenger RNA, 4104 nt
Organism: Platichthys flesus (European flounder)
Lineage: Eukaryota; Metazoa; Chordata; Actinopteri; Pleuronectiformes; Pleuronectidae
Gene: plekha2
Product: pleckstrin homology domain containing A2
Exons: 12
Coding region: 1606-2898 (430 amino acids)
Cellular component (GO): cytoplasm; membrane
Molecular function (GO): PDZ domain binding
Source: RefSeq, a predicted model, not a curated record
GUAUUUACUGUCGAAGUUUUGCCUGAGGUGCCACAGGCGGUGAUGCCCCGUGAUGGUUGAUGGUUAAGCCAGAUGUGCCAGUGCCACACACUAAAUGGUGUGUGUGUGUGUGUGUGUGUGUGUGUGUGUGUGUGUGUGUGUGUGUGUGUGUGUGUGUGUGUGUGUGUGUGUGUGUGUGUGUGUGUGUGUGUGUGUGUGUGUGUGUGUGUGUGUGUGUGUGUGUGUGUGUGUGUGUGUGUGUGUGUGUGUGUGUGUGUGUGUGUGUGUGUGUGUGUGUGUGUCUGACCUCUGCGGCAUCAAUUCCACUUUUCCAUUACAGACUCUGGACUUUCUGCAGGAGGCUUUUGAAUGGUCUGCAUUUUUCACCCGUUACAAUGGGCUGCAGAAAAUAUGUUUGAUGGCUGACGCAUCAGCAGCUCGGCCCACAAGCAGUUUCAGAAUGAAGCAUUUUCCAAACCAGCGACUUAAAAAUAGACUCGCAGGACAUCCGGGGAAGACUCGACCUGUUUGUGUCUGUCUUUUCUGUGUUUUCUAGGGUGAUGUGUGUGAGCAUUUUAUUCAUAAUAGUUUCCCACUCAUCCAUUCAUUAUCUAUACUACUUAUUUGUUGAGGAGGGGAGCUGCAGCCAACCCCAGCUGAUACUGGGUGAGAAGCGGGGUGCACCCUGGACAGGUCGCCUCAUCAUCCAGAGACAACCCCCACACCAAUGCUCAACGUACAGGCUCCGUUUGACUUCAAUCUGUGUAUUUUUGGACUGUGGGAGGAAGCUGGAUAAAUAAUUUCCCUCUUCUUUACAUGUCUUUAAAUAGUACCGUGAUAUUUUUACAUGACUGUCCAGUGCAUUGUAAAAGUCUGUCUCAGAUGUGGCCUGGUUGCUGUUAGUUGACCUCUGGGGCCACGUUACGUUUGAGUCCCUUUCCAUGCAUUCAAAUAUUAAAGUCCUGAAGUGAAAUGGAAUAAUUUUUUUUUGCAGAAAACCAGCUUUUUAAUUCAGAGCAUCUGGCCGAGCGCUGGAACUCACUGUGAUAACUUCACGGUGUUCAGUCUGCAGAGUUGCAAUAAAAGUUCCCCCCGGAAACUUAAGGAGGACGAUAUUAUGAAAUGGAGGUCUCACCACGUCACAAGCCCGAAACCUCAAAACUCAGCCAAAGAAUAGAAAGAUAGAAAGACAUGUUAAACUCUACUGUCAGAUCUCUGAUAAGGAUGAAACUCUCUGAUUGAGAUACCAUCAGCGCGUCUCGGCUGAAUGAGAGUCGUUGUUUUGUUUUUUUUGCCGGCAGUCGGCAGCCCCAGUGAUACACAUGCGUGCCAUCAUCUUAAUGAACAUAUCCACCCACCCUCCCUCAGCCCCGUCACUCCUCCUCCUCUCUUCUUUUUCCUUCUCCUCUCUUCCCCUCUCCUCCCGCUCCCCUUUCUUCUCUGGCCAGUGGAAAUGUGCGUGUGUGCAGAUCUCGAGUGCAGCCUGUAAUUUCUGGCUGUGGUGGAGGGCCUCGGCUCAGCCUCGGGCUCCGGGGUUUGCUGCUCAGCCUCAAUCACGUCACGUGAAAAACUGCUGAGUUGAUAUGUGAUAGCAGCAGCAGCAGCAGCAGCAGCAGCAGCAGCAUCAUGCCGUACGUGGACCGGCUGAACCGUGUGUGUGGUUUCCUGGACAUCGAGGAGAAGGAGAACAGCUGCCGCUUCCAGAGACGAUACUUCAUCCUCGACACGCAGGGAAAUGCUCUGCUGUGGUAUAUGGACAAUCCUCAGAACCUGCCGAGCGGAGCCAGCUUUGUCGGCAGCCUGAAGCUAACCUACAUCUCUAAGGUGAAUGAAGCCACGGCGAAGCAAAAGCCCAAGACAGAGUUCUGCUUUGUCAUCAAUGCAGUCUCGCGGCGUUACUUCCUCCAAGGAAACGAUGUGACUGACAUGAGGGACUGGGUGGCUGCUCUCAACAAGGCCAGCAAGAUCACUGUUCCUAAAUCUGGCCCUGCACCUCCGAGGUCCGAUGUGACGACAGUGAUCGGCGACACUCAGGGAGGGAAGAGGCAGCAGGCCUACAAGACUGAGAUCAUCGGGGGGGUGGUGGUGCACACUGCCAUCCAGAAUGAGAGUGAAGAGACGGAAGGCAGAGAGAGGAAGGGCAGCAGGCUGGGCGUGCUGCGAUGUGGUUACUGUGUGAAACAGGGAAAUGUGCGGAAGAGCUGGAAGAGGCGUUUUUUCACCCUGGAUGACAUCACAGUCAGUUACUUCAAGUCUGAAGUGGAUAAGGAGCCUCUCCGAGCCAUUCCACUCAGGGACAUCCAGAGGGUCCACGAAUGUCUUGUCAAGUCCGGGGAUCUCCUGCUGAGAGACAACCUGUUCGAAAUCAUCACCAGCUCCAGAACCUUCUACAUUCAGACAGACUCUCCAGAUGAGAUGCACAGUUGGAUCAGGGACAUUGAGUUGAAGAUUCAGGAGUUCCGAGGUCCCCCGAAGGGUUUUUCAUUCAAACGUGCCUCUUCUCUGUACCGGAGUCACAACUCCUCUGCGUCUCGUGGUCAUUCGAGUGAUUUAAUCAGACCCUCCCUGGUCAAGUCCUGCUCUGUGGCGCCGGGCUGGCAGCCUUGGACCCCUGUCCCACCCUGUGAGCCCUCCAUCAUGGACGCAGAGGACGAGGACAGCCCUUUCAUCUCCCUCCCAAACUUGCCCUCUCUCUCCUCCUCCUCCACCUCUUCUUCCACCUCCUCCUCCUCCAACUCCCUCUCUACCCCUUGCCCCAGCGCGAAUCCCGGGCCUGCCGCCGGCGGACUGGGGAUCCUCGCGGCGUCAGGAGACGCGGCGAGCGAGCGCCGGAGGCACCGCUCUCAGCCUCAGCCUCACACCGGCUGCAGCUUCCCCUUCAGCCUCGAUGACGACGGCAUCCGCACCACAGACGUCUAAGUCCCUGGGUACUCAUGUGUUGACCCGAGCGUUGACACCUGUUUGGAAAUGAAUGUGACUGUUAAUAAUAGUAUUCCCUGCUAAUGAAGUGACACUGUGACUGAGAUUGGGGGCCCCCUGCUGGUCUCCUAGGUGCUUUGCAGAUGAAGGAUCACCCAGCAGACCAGCGGCACAGUGUUGGUUGAUCACAGGACUGUGAAAAGGUACGAUGGAGUGGUUUUAGUGCAACGUCCUCUCAAAACUUGAAUAGUCUUGUUAGAUGUUCUUACAUACUUUAACAUUUUGGCACAUGCACAAAAGAAGGUACAUUUUGUCACCCCCUCACCAGACUUCCACAUAUUAGUGGAUAUAUUAGUGUCCAUGUGUUUAAUAUUCAUACUUAAUUUCACAAAAUACCCCAAUUCAUUUUGUUUUCCAGUUAGGCUGAGCAGUGCAUCCCCUUGUUCCUCCAGACACAAGAAUUGGGUUAAAUAAACCUCACCUCAAACGUACUUCCAUUAAUGAUUAACAAGCAUUUAUUAGUACAAUCUAAUCAGGUGUCUGGGGGAAAGUAUCGUGUCUCGUAUAAAAAAACGGUACGUGCACUCACAUGCCAACUGACUAGUGCUUUCAUCUGCACAGGCAGAGACGAAGGAGUCCGCAGCAGCUUUUAUGUGUUUGCACUAUGUUUUAGAUCAUCUUUUUAAUAGGUGGCUUCAUGAUCAACCGUCAGUAAACUGUGACUCGUGUCUUUGUGUUUAACGUGGUACCGUAACAACACAGCCGUGUGUCAGUGGUACUCGUCGUAGAAUGUACUUCCACUAUCAAAGUACAGCUGAUCAGGUGGUUGUCAGCUUUGUAAAUGUGAUUUUUUUUUUUUUUUUUUUUUUUUUUACUGCAGCAUUACAUGGGAAAAUGUGCCACUACUUUUUGGUAAUUUAAUUGAUAUUCCGCACUUUUCUUUUUCUCAUUUUUACUUGUUUUUUUAAUUCCUUUUUUGACACAGCUUUUCACAGCAGAUUUAUCAGCUUCCUCUGAGAUGAUGCCUCAGAUGUUUUGUGUUGUUACAUAUUCAGCCUCAAACACUCACAGGUUCACCCCAAGACUUAAUCCAUGUGGUUCCAUGUUCCACGCCUGUUUCUGUUUUCUGAAGCUGUGUGCACUUGUCUGCCUGCGUACAUUGUUAAUUCUCCAACAUGUACAUUAAAUGAUGCUUUUUAAUUUGUC